Messenger RNA from Pestalotiopsis fici W106-1, 1899 nucleotides. RefSeq lists its product as uncharacterized. Lineage: Eukaryota; Fungi; Ascomycota; Sordariomycetes; Amphisphaeriales; Sporocadaceae. Bases 1 to 1899 code for a protein of 632 amino acids. The record is from RefSeq and is a predicted model, not a curated record. The transcript is spliced from 2 exons.
AUGACAGCAGAAGUAAUUGCGCCAGAGAGCAUUCAUGCUACUUCUGUCGACAAUUUACACCAAAGAGUAGACGCAGAUGUAACACGUCCUUCGGCAGAAACAAAUUCUGUGGAGCAGGCACGCGUCGCGGCUAUAGUCGAGCCACUUUUGAAGGAGCCAGAGGCGGACCCUGCUCAGACGCAACACAAGUACUUUUUGCCGGAAAUACCUCUCGUCAACCGAUACAUCGAUGAACCGCGCAGUGUCAGAGUAGCCGUGGUCGGCGCUGGCCUCUCUGGUGUAAUUGCUGGUGUUCUGCUCCCAGCUAAGGUUCCAGGCAUAGAGUUGACCAUAUUCGAAAAGAAUGCCGAUGUUGGAGGAACGUGGUUCGAAAACAUUUACCCUGGCGUCAGGUGUGACGUGCCAGCUCAUGUGUACCAGUCAUCUUUUGAGCCAAAUACACAGUGGACCGAGGAGUUUGCCCAGGGUCCCGAGAUCCGCGAGUACUGGACCAAAGUUGCGCGCAAGUACGAUGUGUACAAGUACUUGAAGCUCUCCCAACGCAUCGAGGGGGCACAAUGGGAUGAGCAGCGAUCCGUAUGGCUCAUCAAGGUGCACAAUCUAGCGACAGGGGAAGUGUACACCCACGAGACGGACUUUUUGCUCACAGCGAUUGGAAGAUUCAACGCGUGGAAGCUUCCCAACUAUCCCGGUCUGAAGGAUUUCAAGGGCCUCCUGCGACAUGCGUCCAACUGGGACCCCAACUUUGACCCAACGGGCAAGAGUGUAGCCGUCAUUGGCAAUGGUGCCUCGGGAAUUCAGCUGGUCUCUAAUAUCCAGUCUCGCGUCGCACACCUUGAUCACUAUGCAAGGAACAAGACAUGGAUCGCUGCUUCUUUCUCUGGUGACGCCACUUCCAUCAAACCCAUUCCAAUCUCGGAAGAGCUCAGAGAGACAUUCAAAAAGGAUCCCGAGGCAUACUUGAAGUACCGAAAAACCUUUGAGGAGAAAUAUUGGCGUGGUUUUGACAGUUGGCUUCGGGGUUCCGAGAGCAAUGAAAAGUCCAAGGCCGAGUUUAUAAAACUCAUCAAGGAAAGAUUGGUAAAGAAGCCCGAGUUGAUCAAGAGCAUCAUUCCGGACUUUUCGCCACACUGUCGCCGGCUGACUCCCGGACCUGGCUAUUUCGAAGCCAUUACCGAGGAUAAUGUCGAGUACAUUCAGACCCACAUCAAAAGAUUUACCGAGACGGGCAUCGAGACCGUCGACGGAAAGCACCGCGAGGUUGAUGCGAUUUUCUGUGCGACGGGAGCCAACGUGGAUUCUGUGCCUCCUUUCGGCAUCGUUUCCAACGGAAAAGACUUGAGAGAUCUUUGGACAGAGGGCGGUGAAUACGGUUUUCCCUAUACAUAUCUGGGGACCUCGACGCCUGGAUUCAAGAACUUGCUGUUUGUUCACGGACCCAACGGUUCUGGCCGGUCCGGAACUGUUCCGCAUAGUGUCGAGACACAGGUCACCUUUUACGCCAAGCUGCUGCGCAAGGUUGGCCGAGAAGGCAUCAAGACGAUUCAGCCGUCGAAGAAAGCGACAGAUGACUAUGUUCAAUAUUCCGAUGCCUUCUGGAAGACCACGGUGCUCUCGGAGAACUGCAGUUCAUGGUACAAUGGAGGCAAGCCGGGUGCAAGAAUCCACGGAUUAUGGCCCGGCAGUGCCAGUCUUGUCGCAAUCAUCUCCAGAGAUCCGCGAUGGGAAGACUGGGAGUACGAAUACCUUCACGAAACUGGCAAUCGGCUCGCGUGGUAUUUUGGAAAAGGCUCUACCAAGGCUGAAGCUAACCCGGAGAGGGACAUAACCUCGUACUUGAAGCUUCCACAAGAUAUCAGCCUGAAAGACCUGCACGAGCAGUGGUGGGACAUACCGUAA